Molecule: messenger RNA, 1707 nt
Organism: Dracunculus medinensis (Guinea worm)
Lineage: Eukaryota; Metazoa; Nematoda; Chromadorea; Rhabditida; Dracunculidae
Source: the annotation of a GenBank genome assembly
AUGUGUUAUACAACGGGUUUGGAAGAAAUACCAAGGAGUAAUCAAAAAUCAACUGGUCUAAAUAGUGGUAUUAUCCUCGGAGGUGGAAAAACCGAUGACGUUUUGGAUACAAAAGUUCCUCUCUUCGUUAAGGAUGUCAUUCCAGGAUCUCCAUUCGACGGGCAUAUCAAAAGAUUAGACCAUAUUUUAUUUGUGAAUGAUAUAAACGUCAUCAAAAGGCGAGAUUUUUCAUGUCGUAUUAAAGAAAUUAAACUGAAUAAAAGCGCAGUGCAACUAGGAGCGGAAUUCGAGAAUGGUGUAUUCGUGAGUAAAUUAUAUGAAAAUGGUUCCGGAAUAGAGAGCGGAUUAUCAGUUGGUAAUCGAAUCGUUUAUAUUAACGAUAUACCGAUUCACAAUGCAUUUCAAGCUGAAAAACUUAUUAACGCAUAUAAAAAUGAUCUCAUCAUUGGUGUAGUUGAGCCGCAAACGUCACGACGAACAGUUUCGAAAAAUUUUGUUAUUCAAUCUUCGGAAAACAAACAGCGUUCCAGAUUUUUGAAUAAAGUACAUGAAAAAUUAUUCGGACGUUCUGGAAACGAAAAAAUUCGACCGAUAAUAGCGCAAGCAAAUUUAGAUGCAUGUGCAGGUGAACUAAUGUCUUGCAGACAUGGUUCGCUACGAAUACCUUCGUCAAGAAUUAAUUCAGUGACUCGUGCUUUGGUUCGUACAGGAUCGCUUAGGACAACAUCUUAUAGUAUUGAUCAACGCCAAAUUAAUGAACAACUCGAAAAAUCCUUUCAACAGACACAAUCGCAACAAAAUGAUCCAAAGCAAGUUAUGAAAUCUGGAAAAAUAUCUCAACAGCAGCUGCAAAAUCAAAAGCCAGUGAUACUUCAUGCAGCAUCGAAAAAAAAUGAUUAUUUUUGGAUGGGCCAAUCACAUUUCAGUCCAUCAACAACAAAAAUGGGUUCAUCUAUUCCACCAUUUCCUAAUUCCACAUUAUCAGCCAUUGUAAAUGCAAACUGUCCCAUGACAUCGAUCUCAAAUUCUGGUGCAUCAGCAAAAAUUGUUGUUUCUUCGGUUAAUUUUUUAACUCAGACAAAAGCUCAAGGUAUAGCUCAUGCAAAACGCAUUAACACAAGAAGUCCUGCAUUACCACAGCCACCGCCAUAUCCAGGUCAACAUUCAAGCGGUGAUCUCAAUCGUUCAUCAAAUUUACAUUUGAUGGCUGUACCAUCUUCGUCUUAUAAUUAUUCUAUUGAUAUUAAUUUAGCUCCAACAAGGUCAAUGUUAAGAGGAAGCGGUUCACAGAUUCUUUCAAAUGGUGGCAGUACUAGCGGCGUUAUAGCGAAUCAUUCACUGAGUACAAGCGACAGUAGGAAUUUAGGCUUACAUCUCGAUAGUCAUGCAAAUGCUUCCAUAUUUUCUGUCGAUGAUCAUACCAAUAUUAAUCCACAUAUGAAUAUAGCCCAGCCAUAUAAUGAUGUAAAGCAUUUUUUUAUUAUUAAUGGAAGGGCAAAGUCAGUGGAUAAAAGAUCAGCGAUAGGUUAUUUAUAUCAUAAAAAUAGCAAAAGUGCCAUUGCACUCCUUUAUGCUUCAGCUCCUAGGCGUUUGAAAGUACUUAAGAAAGAUGUACGACUUUGUGGAGGAAAUAUCAGCGGCAUACUUAUCGAUGCACCUUUCGACGAUGUAAAGGUAGGUAUUUCAGAAAGAACAAAACAACAAUAA